ACUAAAUCAAUAACCAUUAUAUAGCAUAAAAAUGAAUGGUUUAAAAUAACUUUUUUGUUUUAAGCCUAAUUAUUUUGUGGCUUAAUGACAGUUGACAUUGAUUUGUUAAAGUAAAUUGAAUGCUUAUACAUGAAAAAGUACGUGAAAGCUGAAAGUAAAAUUCUGCAAUGUUCAAGUCAAUUGUUUUUAUAAUAUUGUUGAGUAAUAUAUUUUUUGAAAUCGGUAUAGUUUAUGGAGGAACGGAAGCUGAAAUGCGAGAACUUUUGUUUGCGAAACUGAACAGCAGUGACUACUCACCUAGGGUGAGGCCUAUAAAAGACACCGGAAAUACCUUAACUCUGACUGUAGAUAUGUAUCUAGUUUCAAUAAACCGUGUGGAAGAGGUGGAGCAGAAAAUCACUACCACGGCUUACUUAAAAAUUGUAUGGUCCGACACGUUCAUGACAUGGGAGCCGACGGAUUACGGAAAUAUUACAGAAUUUUCGCUACCUCAAAAUGAAAUCUGGAAACCAGAUAUUGCGCUUGCGAAUGCAUACGAUUCUAUAACUGGUCUUGGCGAUAAAUUUAUGUAUGUAACAGUAAAAUAUGACGGAAAAAUUACCUGGGAGCCGUUCCAAAGAUUUGUCAGCAUAUGUUCUCUUGAAAUGAAAUACUUUCCUUUUGAUACACACCUGUGCAAUAUUCAAAUGGCAACAUGGUCAAGUACGAAACAAAUGAUCAAUAUUGUACCCGGAACUGAUGGAUUCAAUAUUGAUUCAUUCGAAGAAAAUGCGAAUUGGAACCUUUUGAAUGUGUCUACCUUUGACUCAUCUACGUUAGCAACAUCUGGUUUAGCGUUUUCUAUGACAAUCAGACGUAAACCAAUUUUCUAUAUUUUGAACACCAUUAUUCCAGUCAUAUUGCUAUCUGUUCUGAAUAACUUUGUAUUUGUAUUGUCAUGUAGCUCCGGUGAGAAGCUUAGUUUUGCUAUUAUACUAUUUUUAUCAUUUGCAAUAUUUCUGUUGAUUAUCACAGAAAUAAUGCCUGAAGGUAUUACCUCAAUACCUGUAAUUACUAUUUAUCUGAUCCUUGAGAGCGUCUUCAGUACCUUCAUUGUGUUAGUCUCAAUCAUACAACUCCGGCUUCACAACCGAGAAAAUAAGAGCCCACUUCCAAAAGUAUUUAAGCAGUACACAGAAACAAUACAAAAUAUAAAACGACUAGUCUGCUUUGACGUGAACAAAACCGUUGGUGAGGCCGAAAAAGGGGAUGAUGUUCAAGUGAAAACACCUAUAAAUUCCAUUGAGGAGACAUUUCACGACACAAACCUUGAAACAAAGGCGAGAAACGAUAAGGAACAGAAGAAAACAUCAAAUAACACUGAAUGUAGUAAUAUUAUAAAACGAAAACUGGUUUGUGGUGCAAACAAAGUUGAUAGCAUUGAUGAUACGUCGGAUGAUACCUGGAACAACCGAUUAAGUCGUAUGAGCGAUAAAACAACUUUUAGAUUGGCAGAUAUUCUUGGCAAAUCGAACAAAGUUGAGCCCGAUGCUUACUUUAACAAACCGACGCAAGUUGUAUCGCUGUAUGAUCAAAAUUUAGCUGUUGAGGAUGUAGAUGACAAUGAUAUCACAAAACUGACAUCUGCAUCAGAAACAGUUUUUACGAGUCCGCGAACCAAACAGCUAACCUAUAGUGAAUCUGGAAGUGAAACAUCUUCAGUCAAGUCCGAAGACAAAAAGACGACAGAUGAAAUCACAUGGUCCGAGUUUGUACUUGCUCUUGACAACACGUUUUUUAUAUUGUUCAUAAUCAUAAACACGAUCACUACGGCCGUAACGUUUUUUGUUUCAAUGGCCAAUUAGUGAAAUAUUGUAGUUAACACUUUGUUAUAAAUAUAAUCGUUGAUGAAGUUGAUCUGUUUUUCGAAUUAACAAAUAUUAUGUAUGAUUUUGACUGACUGUCUUAAUGUUGAUCUGCUUUGUUUAGCUUUCAUUUUCACAACCAGUUCAUUCAUCUUUAGUAUAUGUAUAUAGUAUAUGAACUGAAUAGCAUGCAUGCUUAUUCAUGAAGUCGUUAAGUUUGUAUAAAUGUACAUUACAGGAUUAGACAUUAUGAUGACUGUAGAGUUGUUGUUUUUUUUUUCAUAUUUAUCUAUGCUUAAAAACGUUCCGGAAUGGAUUAAAAAUGAUAAAGAAUCUUCAACAUUUGGGCUCUGAUUCUUGGUGUUGCACAUGAAAUGUCGUCUAGUUGGUAAUUCUUUGAAUAUUUGAAUGUCUGUCCAUGAAUAAAAAACCAAAUUGAUAGGACAAAAUUACCUCGCACAUUAGAUGGAAUUUUACAGCUAUUUGAAUUGUUACUUUUAUGAAUAAAAUUUUGUUAUUGUUAAUA
Molecule: messenger RNA, 2370 nt
Organism: Mercenaria mercenaria
Lineage: Eukaryota; Metazoa; Mollusca; Bivalvia; Venerida; Veneridae
Product: acetylcholine receptor subunit alpha-like
Exons: 2
Coding region: 168-1844 (558 amino acids)
Biological process (GO): regulation of membrane potential; nervous system process; signal transduction
Cellular component (GO): neuron projection; synapse; membrane
Molecular function (GO): extracellular ligand-gated monoatomic ion channel activity; transmembrane signaling receptor activity; neurotransmitter receptor activity
Source: RefSeq, a predicted model, not a curated record